UGUGUGUUGUAUAAAUGUAAAGGAGAGAAUAAUUUUAUAUAUAAGAUGCACCUAUACACUUUGAUCUCGCAAAGAGUUUAUAAACCUAGUUGUGAGAUUAAGAAUUUGGUGUGUUCUGUCUCUUUUCUCCUCUCUCAUUCCGCGGUGAACUCUCACAGUGUAACUAAGUUAUCAGAUCUCUAUCAUUGACUCUCUGUAACUAUCCUUCUCAUGAAUUUCUCCUAUUCUCUGUUUCUGUUGGAAGCAUAGAGGAGAAGAAGAAGAAGCGGAGUUCCCAAAGCCAGCAAUCUAAUCAGAAUCACCAUUUUUUUUUCUUCCCAAAAUAAUUUGUUUUUGUUUAAUUAGCUUAAAUUUUUCAAAAACCUAUAAGCAAUUACUGAGUAGUACGAGCUUAAUCUGUCGCCAGUUAUGUUACAAAGGUUCAUGAUUCAUCCUUGAUAAUGCAACUUUCAAAGAUUGAUCAAUUUUUUCCUCUUAAUUGAAAAAUUGAGCUCCGUCAACUGUUCUAAGAUAGACCCACUUUCCAAUUUUAUAUUUAAAAAAAGAAAAACAGUUUUUUAGGUGAAUUGUGAGAAUGGAGGUUGGUGAAAUGGGUAGGAAGGAACCACAAACAGAGAUUCCAUGGAUUCCUACAACCCCUGUUAAGCCAAUUCUACCCAAAUCAGUUCCGAUCUGCAUUCCAGUGGAAGGAAACGACCAAACCCAUCAUCAUGCUAAUGGAGCAGUUGCAUGUUCUGAAUUCUCAAAUGGGUUGGAGGAAAACAGAGAAUCCCAUCAUGGAUCAGUACCUGUGGCUACAAUUGCAGACAUUGCAGGUGAUAAUGGCAAAAUAUGUGAAAAGACAGGUUCUGAUAAUGUUUCAGGUUGGAGCGACCUAGGUGGUUCAGCCGAAUUUUCAUCGAAUUCUUAUGCAACGCAGCUCGGAAACAUUAAUGGAUUGAAUGAUCUAUUUGUUCCUUCAGUUAUCUGUGAAGAUUCCAGGGUUCCUCAUGAAACAUCCGACAAUGCUUGCUGUAGCAAGAGAACUUCCCAGGGCGACCCUGCCAAAAUGCUUGACAAGGAUGAACCCUUGCCGAACAAAGAACUCAGCGACCUUGUUGUGGAAUUUACUGCUGUUUCUUCACCAUUGAAGGAGAAUCACAACCCAGAUGAGGCGAACAGCCUCUGUACAGGUCUGAAUAAAAUACCAGAAAAAAAGACAAGGAGAAAAAAGCACCGCCCCAAGGUUAUUAGAGAAGGAAAACCCAAAAGAACUCCGAAGCCAGCUACCCCGAAGCCCGCACAAUCAAAAGGAAACACAACUGGCAAGAGGAAGUAUGUGAGAAGAAAAGAAUUGAACAAAAAUCCUACUCCUGCAACAGAAAUGAUCGGAGAACUCACUGAAAAAAUACCUGAAGCUGCCGAAAUGUCAUGUAGAAGGUCCUUAAAUUUUGAAAUAGGUGCAAAAGAUGAGAGUUCUGCAGGCAGAGAAAAUACAACUGCACUUCUGAACAAAGAAAAUGGUGUAGCUGUGCAAGAAACAAAUGUUGGCCUUGCUUGUGAUUUAAACACUCCGAUUAAGCAUGCAUCAAACAGUUCCAUGUUAUUACCAGAAGAUACAGAAGUCCCAGAUACAUCUUUUCAAAGCACCCACCCCGAGGCAGAGCCAAAAGAAAACCCAACUGGCAAGAAGAAACGUGUGAGAAGGAAAUUGAACACUCCUCCUGCUCCUCCAACAGAAGUAACAGGUGAGCUGACUACAGAAAAGAUAUCUGAGUUGGCCCAACCACCCUGUAAAAGUUUCACAAAUUUUGACAAAGGUGGAAUGGAAGAGAGUUCUGCUGUCAAAGAAAAUGUAGUCAUAGAUGGAACAUGCCCAAAUCUUGCUUAUGUGAGAAGACCGGGAUUAAAUAAGUUUUCCACUCCUACUGAAGUAUCCGGAGACUUGCCGGGAAAAAUGAUGCCAGAAUCUGCGAAAACUUCCUGUAGAAAGUCCUUAAAUUUUGACGGAGGAGCAAGAGAUGAAAGUUCUGCCGACAGAGAAAAUGCAACCGUGCAUCCGUGCAAAGAAACUGGUACAGCUCUGCAGGAAGUUGAGGUAGGCCUUGCCUGUGAUAUGAAAGCUUUCAUGAAGCAGGUAACAGAAAAUAAUUACCUAUCAUUUUGUAAUAAUGAACAUCGUAUUGUGCAUCCGUGCAAAGAAACUGGUGCAGAAUUGCAGGAUAUUGAUGUAUCCCUUGCAUAUGAUAUAGAGCCUCUCAUGAAGCAGGCAGCAGAAAAUAAUUGCAAGUCAUUUUGUAAUAUUGAACAAACCCUAAGUAUGUCUCCUUCAAAAACUAAUUCUCCUGGGGAAAAGUCAAAAGGAAACCUAACAGGAAAUAAGUAUCAGAGAAGAAAACAAUUGAACAAGUCUCCUACUUGCCAAACAGAAAUGACAGGAGGACCGACUGGGGUGUUGAUGCCAGAAUCUAAAGGAGCAACAAUGCGUAGGUUCUCAGAUUUUGAUAUGGGAGCAAAAGAUGAAAGUUCUGCUCACAGACAAAUUGUAAAUGUGCAAAUGGACGAUGUGGUAGAGGAAACACCUGUAGGCCUUGCCUAUAAAGACACUUGGAUGAGGCAGGCAUUUCAUAGUUACAUAGUAUUACCUGAAGACACGAAUGGUGAGAGGAAAUGUGUGAGAAAGAAGAGAUCAAACAGGACUUUUACUCCAAAAAAAAUGACAGGUGAAUUGACUAAACCAAUUAUGUCUGAACCUACCAUAAUAUCGUGUAGAAUGUCCAUUAAUUUUGACACAGGAGGAAGAGAUGAAAGUAGUAUGUGCAAUGAAAGCCUCACCAAUGAUCAAAACACCUUGGUGAAAGAGAUAGUACAUGAUUACGCGUCGUUAUCUGAAAACACACAAGCUCCAAGUACAUGUCUUCCAAAAAGCAAUCUUCUUGAGGUGAAGCAGAAUGCCAGGAACAAAAAUAAAAGAAAGGGUCUUGCAGAGGCUAAGGAUGGAAACAUCGGUAAUGCUCAGGCUUCAACAGUAAAGUUACAAAUGGUUGGUUGCGAGAGAGAGCAUUCUGAAACCACUGAAAGAGCAAAUAAUGGUCAAGCUUCAACAGUAAACUUACAAAUGGAAAUGGUUGGUUGCGAGGGAGAGCAUUCUGGAACCAAUGAACGUGCAGAUAACAGCAGCAUGAAUCUGUUGGGGAGACACUAUAAUGGAUUGCCCUCAUACCAGUCAAAGUUGCCGCUUCAGAUUCCAAGUACAUGUCUUCCAAAAGGCAAUCCUCCUGGACGGAAGCGAAAUGCCAGGAAUAAAAACAAAAGAAAGGGCCUUGCAGAGGUUGAGGAUGGAAACGUCAGCAAUAGUCAGACUUCAACUUUACAAAUGGUUGGUUGUGAGAGAGAGCAUUCUGGAACCACUGAACGUGCAGAUAAUGGUCAAGCUUCAACAGUAAAGUUACUGAUGGAAAUGGUUGGUUGCGAGAGAGAGCAUUCUGGAACCACUGAACAUGCAGAUAACAGCAGCGUGAAUCUGGUUGGUUGCGAGAGAGAGCAUUUUGGAACCACUGAACGUGCAGAUAACAGCAGCGUGAAUCUGAUUGGGGCACACUCUAAUGGAUUGCACUCACACCAGUCAAAGUCUCCAUUUCAGUUUCCAAAUAUCCAGAAGAAAAGGAGAACUGAAAAGGGAAAAACAUCUAACACUCAUAUUACAUCUUCUGUGAUUACCAAAAAUGGAGUACCACUAAUAUUCGCUCCCAAAGAUGCUCACGUGCAUCCUUAUGCAUCAAACUACAGCUCCCGGAUGUAUGGUUUGGGAUAUAAUGCAGCUGUACGCCCGAUCACAAAUGAAUCUAGAGAAAAUUAUAUUCAUAGUACUCAAACAUUUGAUGAGUUCAGAUUAUCUUUGAGAAGGAUGGCAGAAAUAUGUCAAUUACCAAAUCAAACUUGCGAUUAUAAUUCUCUAAUGAGAAUUAGAAACUGUAUUGAACCAAAUUACAAUGCAAAACAACUGGGCUUUUCAGACCGGCAAACAAUACGAGAAGCAAAAAGACCACAAACAUGCGUUGACGUCUUAGCUGAAGAUAUGCCCGUGUCAUGUGCAAAAAAGAAGCGAAAUAGAAAGAGAAAUGUUCUUUCCAGCUCAAUGCGUCCAAACAAAGAUGAGAUGCAACAGUGCCAUAAUUCUGCAUUGGGAAAUCUCCAGCUGACACUGGGGAAACCAUCAGGUACUGCUCGCAGAGUAAUGCAGAAAAUAAUGCAUAAUGUUGAAGCAUUAACAGAGCAAUUUAGACAGCUAAACAUAAACACAGGAGCGAAAGAACUUGCCUUAUAUGGGCAGACUGCACUUGUUCCCUUUCAGGGCUCAUUUGAUCCCAUAAAAAAACAGCGCCCACGACCUAAAGUUGACCUUGAUGACGAGACUGAUAGAGUGUGGAAGCUUUUGCUGUUAGAUAUAAACCAUGAUGGGGUUGAUGGAACAGAUGAAGACAAGGCCAAAUGGUGGGAAGGAGAACGUAAUGUGUUCCGUGGACGAGCGGAAUCAUUUAUUGCACGGAUGCAUCUUGUACAAGGAGACAGGCGAUUUUCUCGAUGGAAAGGAUCAGUUGUGGAUUCAGUGGUGGGAGUUUUCCUCACUCAAAAUGUCACAGAUCAUCUUUCCAGUUCUGCAUUCAUGUCACUUGCUGCUCGAUUUCCCAAAGAGUCGGGCAGCAUGUGCGGAGAAGGCACGAGUCUGGCAGUCAACAAACAACAAGUGUCUGUGGUGGAACCAGAAGAGAACACUGAAUGUGAUGUAAACUUAUUGAAUCGAUCUGUUUGCAACGAAAGUUCUAUGACAGUAGAUAUAGUUGAGCAUUCUGGAGAAAAAACUGUCAACAGCAAUGAUUCCUGCAGAAUUACUAGCAGCCCGAUUAGCUUAACAGAUGAAUCAAACUUCGAACGAACAGAAUCACCUCAAAGAAAUAUUACAGAAUGCCACAGCUCAAUGGUGGUGAUUGAGAACAGGGGAGAAAAAACGUGUCAUGAUGGUACUGGGAAAGAGUUAAAUGACAUUAUUUCAUUCCAAUCCUCUGUCAUUUCAUCUCAAAUAUCUGGAGAUUUUUCAAAUGAACAAAAUCCUGAGAAGAUAGGAUCAUGCUCAGAUAGCAACUCAGAAGUUGAAGAUCUGCCAAGCACAGCAAAAUACAACACUUGUGGUUCCUUUUCUAAGCUUCUUGAAAUGGUAAGUUCAACCAAGUUUUCUGAAGUUAACAGUCAACAAAGCAAAUCAAUCGAGAACAUGAGAGAUGACAAUGCAACAGAAAGCUGGAAAAAAUCAAAUGUCACACACAACUUAGGAGCUCGUGAAGUUAACUGCUCUGGACCUUUCAACACAGAAGCUUUGUCAAGUGGCAUCUUAAAGAAUAGAGAUGAAAAUGAGAUGAAUACACCUAGUUUUCAAACAGACGAAUCUGCAGGCUGUGUUGCAGUAACUCAUUCUCAAACCAUUGCAUCUCAACAUCCUCAGGAACAGAGUAAUCACAUGCAGCAAAGCUUUUUUGACAUUGCUGGACAAACUCUUGAUCUGAUUCAGAAAGAAAGGGAUUUAAAUUUUGGUGAUCACAAAGAUGUUGUGAGGAGUGAAACCAAUGAGAUAAGUUCUGCCCCAAUAAAGUUAAAGACCAAAAGUCAAGUAAAGGAGGAAAAGGAACAAUUUGACUGGGAUAGUUUACGAAGAAAAGCACAAGCUACGGCUGGGAAAAGAGAAAAGACAGAAGACACCAUGGAUUCCUUAGACUGGGAUGCCGUGAGAUGUGCAGAUGUCGGUGACAUUGCUAAUACCAUCAAAGAACGGGGCAUGAACAACAGGCUUGCCGAGCGUAUUCAGAAAUUCCUGAAGAGACUGGUUGAUGAUCAUGGAAGCAUUGACCUCGAGUGGCUGAGAGACGUUCCACCUGACCAAGCAAAAGAGUAUUUGCUGAGCGUAAGAGGACUGGGAUUGAAAAGUGUGGAGUGUGUGCGCCUGUUAACACUGCACCAUCUUGCCUUCCCGGUAGACACAAAUGUUGGACGUAUAGCAGUACGCUUGGGAUGGGUACCUCUCCAGCCACUGCCCGAGUCACUACAGUUGCAUCUCCUAGAAAUGUACCCAGUGUUGGAGUCCAUACAAAAGUAUCUCUGGCCUCGAUUGUGCAAGCUAGAUCAAAAAACACUGUAUGAGCUACAUUAUCAGAUGAUUACAUUUGGAAAGGUCUUCUGUACAAAAAGCAAACCAAAUUGCAAUGCAUGCCCAAUGAGAGCAGAAUGCCGACACUUUGCUAGUGCAUUUGCAAGUGCAAGGCUUGCCCUGCCUGGACCAGAGCAGAAGAGUAUAGUAAUUGCAACUGGAAAUAGUGUGCCCAACAAAAACCCACCUGUAGUCAUGAGUCAGUUGCAGUUGCCUCUUGCUGGGGACACAAACCAAGUGGAAGAAAUUCCCGAAACAGAAAUGAGCAGACAACUGGCAAGAUCUGAAGUAAAUAUCUGCCAACCUAUCAUUGAAGAGCCGACAACUCCAGAGCCAGAAUGUUCAGAACAAACACUAAGUGAUAUCGAAGAUGCCUUCUACGAUGACCCAUGUGAAAUUCCUACCAUUAAACUUAACAUAGAGGAGUUCACUCUGAAUUUACAAAACUACAUGCAACAAAACAUGGAACUUCAAGAAGGUGAAAUGUCAAAGGCUCUGGUUGCUUUGAAUCCAGAGGCUGCUUCCAUUCCUGUGCCCAAGCUAAAGAAUAUUAGCCGAUUGCGAACAGAGCAUUGUGUUUAUGAACUCCCGGAUACGCAUCCUCUUCUGGAAGGGUGGGACAAGCGAGAACCCGAUGAUCCUGGCAAAUAUCUUCUUGCUAUAUGGACUCCAGGAGAGACAGCAGAUUCAACACAGGCACCUGAAUGCAAAUGCAGCUCUCGCAAAGAAUAUGGACAACUCUGCAAUGAGAAGGAGUGUUUCUCAUGCAACAGUUUCCGUGAAGCAAAUUCACAGAUAGUUAGAGGGACACUUCUGAUUCCGUGUCGAACAGCUACGCGUGGGAGCUUUCCAUUAAAUGGCACUUAUUUCCAAGUCAACGAGGUGUUUGCUGAUCAUGAGUCAAGCCUUAAUCCUGUUAGUGUUCCGCGAAGUUGGAUCUGGAACCUCAAUAGGAGAACAGUAUAUUUUGGAACCUCCACAACAUCAAUAUUUAAAGGUUUAUCAACACAAGAAAUUCAACAAGCCUUUUGGAGAGGGUAUAUCUGUGUGCGAGGGUUUGAAAGGAAAGCACGAACACCGCGCCCUCUGAUGGCUAGACUACACUUCCCAGCUAGUAAAUUGGCGAAAGCCAAAGAGAAGACAAAAAAAGAGCCAACUCCAGUGAAGAAAUCUCAAGUACCGAAACCAGUAAAGAAAUCACAAGAGCCGAAGCCGAAUCCUGAACAGCCUGAACUGAUUACAAACGGUCACAGCCUUCAGGAGAAAGGAACAGCCUGAAGACUACACUAGUCGUCUGUAUUAUUGUGUUGCUUAGUGACUUGUAUGUAAAUGAUAAUGACAAAGUCAUUAUUUAGUCUUAAAACUUUAUGCUUUUCUUAUCAUUCUAUGGACCGAUUAGUUUUUAUUUCUUUCAAGGGUAUUAGGUUAUUAUAAUGUAUCAUCGGUAGCACCAUAAGUCCAUGUAGCACCAACACUUCUCAUUUAAGUUGUGUUUGGUGUCCAAUAUAUGUUGUUUUAGAUUGAA
Molecule: messenger RNA, 7703 nt
Organism: Lathyrus oleraceus (garden pea)
Lineage: Eukaryota; Viridiplantae; Streptophyta; Magnoliopsida; Fabales; Fabaceae
Product: DNA glycosylase/AP lyase ROS1
Exons: 20
Coding region: 575-7456 (2293 amino acids)
Biological process (GO): base-excision repair; chromosomal 5-methylcytosine DNA demethylation pathway
Molecular function (GO): DNA demethylase activity; 4 iron, 4 sulfur cluster binding; DNA N-glycosylase activity
Source: RefSeq, a predicted model, not a curated record